Eimeria mitis is the source of this 315-nucleotide messenger RNA. RefSeq lists its product as uncharacterized. The record is from RefSeq and is a predicted model, not a curated record. Lineage: Eukaryota; Apicomplexa; Conoidasida; Eucoccidiorida; Eimeriidae.
AUGCCAGAGCCUCAGUCGAGCUCGUCGGCUCUGCUGUUGCCUCCUCUACCACCCAACAGCGUUGAUUACUACGAGCAGCAGCAGCAGCAGUCACAGCCGCAGCUGCUGCUGCAGCACGAGACAGCGGAAAGCUCGCCCAGCAGAUCCCCUACACAGAGGUCUAAGAGCUGGGAAGAACAAAUAGAAAGGGCAGAAGGGACGACGGUGUAUUUCUUGGAGGACGUAACGGACUUCUCUCGUUUGUUGAAUCCUAGCGGGAAAGCUGCGGCGCGGCGGCUGUUGUGGGCUCUCUUUGCUUUCUUUCGAGUUUGUUGA